AUUGCUGUGCACUUUCAUGGUUAGCUUGCUAAUAACGCAACAACUUUGAUGUUGAUUAAAUGAGACUCUGGUGGGUAACUCCCGCUAGAGAUACAGCAAAGUAGGCUAAAGACAGUCCGUGAACACUGAAAAGGAAAAACUUAAAAGGAGAAAGCUGUAUGAGCACGUGAGACAACUCACCGACAUUUGUGGAGGGGCAGUUUCUGAUGCUGCUCUGACUGUAUCUGGAAUGGAGCUCUUUCCCACGAUGCAAGCGUGCACUGGACUGUCGUAGCGGAAAACAGUUUUUUUCGCUACCGCUUGAACUAGCAAGACUGCUAGUGAAAACGUGUCUUUAUAUACAUAUACAUUUCACCGUCGGGAGUGAACGAGGACUGCUUUCCCUCGCGCCCCAGACCAUGGCCUCCACCUCAUGGAACAGUUGCUUCUGGUUGCUCUGGAGACGGACCUUCCUCGCGCUGUGGCUGUGUGCGCUUGUGGCGCGUGGAGCGGCGGAUGACAGCACCUUCAACUCAGAGGCGUGGCUGAGGAUGUACGGUUACCUGCCCCAGGCCAGCAGACAGAUGUCCACCAUGCGAUCAGCUCAGAUUCUGUCCAAUGCAAUCAGCGACAUGCAGCAGUUCUACAGCCUGGAGGUCACAGGACAGAUGGACCCUCAAACCAUCAGUGCCAUGAAGAGACCCCGCUGCGGUGUGCCUGACAAGUUCGGAGGCCAGAUCAAAACCAACGUGCGGCGGAAACGCUACGCCCUCACGGGACAUAAGUGGAACAAGAGCCACCUCACUUACAGUAUCCAGAACUACACUCCCAAGAUUGGAGAGUAUAACUCAUUCGAAGCCAUCCGUCGGGCGUUCAAAGUCUGGGAGAGUAUAACCCCGUUGACGUUUGACGAAAUUCCCUACCAGGAGAUCAAAUAUGGACGCCGCAAGGAGCCCGACAUUAUGAUCUUCUUCGCUUCGGGUUUUCAUGGAGACAGCUCUCCUUUUGAUGGGGAGGGAGGCUUCCUAGCCCAUGCCUACUUCCCUGGACCUGGAAUGGGUGGGGACACACACUUUGACUCCGAUGAACCAUGGACCAUAGGAAACCACAACGUACAAGGUAAUGACCUCUUCCUGGUGGCAGUCCACGAGCUGGGCCACGCCCUUGGUCUGGAGCACUCCAACAACCCCCUGGCCAUCAUGGCUCCCUUUUACCAAUGGAUGGAGACGGAGAACUUCCAGCUGCCUGACGACGACCGGCGGGGCAUACAGCAGAUCUAUGGUCAACCAGACAGCAGCCCCACCCAGGCCCUGCCCACCGUGACACCCCGUCGCCCAGAGCCCAGACCACCUCAAACCCCGCCUCGGCAUCCUGACCGCCCCAGGACCACGGAAAGACCCGAUCACUAUGGACCCAAUAUCUGUGAAGGGAACUUUGACACGGUGGCUAUGCUCCGAGGAGAGAUGUUUGUUUUCAAGGGCCGUUGGUUCUGGCGGGUGCGUCGCAACAGGGUUCUGGAUAACUACCCCAUGCCCAUCGGGCACUUCUGGAGGGGUCUGCCCGGGGACAUCGACGCCGCCUAUGAGAGACAAGACGGCAGGUUCGUCUUCUUUAAAGGAAACAGAUUCUGGCUUUUCAGGGAGGCUAACCUGGAACAGGGCUAUCCGCUGGAGCUGGUUGAUUAUGGUCAAGAUAUUCCGUACGACCGAAUAGACACAGCCAUCUGGUGGGAGCCAUCCGGCUCCACUUACUUCUUUCAAGGAGACUGGUACUGGCGCUUCAACGAGCAGUCCCGCUUGGCUGACCGAGGCUACCCGAAACCCAUCAGCGUCUGGGGAGCGUCAGUGCCCUCCUCUCCCAAGGGGGCCUUCCUCAGCGAUGAUGGAGCCUACACCUUCUUCUACAAGGGUUCCAAGUACUGGAAGUUUGACAACCACCGCAUGAAGAGCGAGCCGGGCUACCCCAAGUCCAUCCUGAGAGACUUCAUGGGCUGCAGCGUGGACCUGGACCCAGACAGAGACACGGACACAGACUCCGGACGCAAAUACCCAGACUUGAACCGCCCGCCGUUCAACCCGGACGCAGACGGACGCGACGGCGACAAGGGCAAAGACCGGGAGGGGACGGACAACGGCGGGACGGACAAGGGCACGGGCAAAGGGUCGGAUGGCGACAAAGACGAAGACUACCGCGAGGGUCGCGAGGAAGACACCAACGAGGUGGACGUGGUGCUGAAGGUGGACGACAGCGAGGAGCGGACCAUGAACAUCCUGAUGGUGACCAUCCCGCUGAUCCUGGUGCUGUGCAUCCUGGGACUGAUCUACGCCAUCAUCAACACGCUGCAGAGCAAAGGGGCGCCGCGGCUGCUGGUGCACUGCAAGCGCUCGCUACAGGACUGGGUCUGACCCCUGACAUUAAGGGACACUGAACUAUGAACCUAAAGUAGGACCUUUGACACCGCCCUCCUCUAAUCCAAGCCUCUCCCCAGCUAUCCAUCUGUCUACAGUCUCUGUGCUCAGUGGCUCCCACAAUUUAGUAGAUGUGAUAGUAGAUCCGAUAUCAUACUCUCUCACACACACACACACACACACACACACACACACACACACACACACACACACACACACACACACAAACACACACUGAAACCUCCUCCUGUCUCCCAUGGUGCUCUACAAUGCUUUGACUGUAGCCUAUUUAUAUGAGAGAAGUUUGCACAUAGUUUUUUUUUCUUAAUGUUUUGGUUCAUUUUGGGUGACUUUAUGU
Etheostoma cragini (Arkansas darter) is the source of this 2745-nucleotide messenger RNA. RefSeq names its product matrix metallopeptidase 15b (gene mmp15b). Lineage: Eukaryota; Metazoa; Chordata; Actinopteri; Perciformes; Percidae. The record is from RefSeq and is a predicted model, not a curated record. The transcript is spliced from 10 exons. Gene Ontology annotation, biological process: collagen catabolic process; extracellular matrix organization; proteolysis. Gene Ontology annotation, molecular function: metalloendopeptidase activity; zinc ion binding. Gene Ontology annotation, cellular component: extracellular matrix. The coding region runs from base 399 to 2384 and encodes 661 amino acids.